AUGGCGAAGCUGGAAACCUGGAGCCUUCAGUCACGAAGACUACGUGAAGUAUCAUCUGAAGGUCAACUAGAAGAUGUGAAAGCAGCAUUACGGGCAAUCAUCACUGCGACCAUCAAUGAAACUAACCAGGUGAUCAACACUACAGCCAUGUGUCAGGUGGGUGAUAACACCAGUGAGAUUGGGUACCAAGCUCCAAGUACAAAGAAAGGAGCGCAGAGUGCAACAGAAGCUGACCAGAGAGACAGGAUGAUGGCGAAGCUGGAAACCUGGAGCCUUCAGUCACCAAGACUACGUGACGUAUCCUCUGAAGGUCAACUAGAAGAUGUGAAAGCAGCAUUACGAGCAGUCCUCACUGCGACCAUCACCGAAACCAACCAGGUGAUCAACACUACAGCCAUGUUCCGGACGCUCUGUGAGAAGGCCAAGGAGAUCCUGACCAAGGAGUCCAACGUUCAGGAGGUGCGAUGCCCGGUGACGGUGUGCGGCGAUGUCCACGGUCAGUUCCACGACCUGAUGGAGCUCUUUAAGAUCGGAGGAAAGUCUCCCGACACCAACUACCUGUUCAUGGGGGACUACGUCGACAGAGGCUACUACUCUGUGGAGACGGUCACGCUGCUCGUCACGUUAAAGGUAAACCUCUGUGUUUCUGUGUGGCGUUCACAUGUGCGCUCUGAUAACAUCUCCAACAAGUUGAUUUCGUCAUUUAUCAGGUUUAUAUUUAAGAUUCUGAACUGUGCAGUUUACCUGAGCUGUUGGCUUCUGUUUCAGGGCCCGAUGUGUGACCUGCUGUGGUCGGACCCCGAUGACCGCGGCGGGUGGGGGAUCUCUCCCCGAGGUGCCGGCUACACCUUCGGUCAGGACAUCUCUGAAACCUUCAAUCAUGCCAACGGACUCACUCUGGUGUCUCGCGCCCAUCAGCUGGUCAUGGAGGGCUACAACUGGGGCCAUGACAAGAACGUGGUGACCAUCUUCAGUGCUCCAAACUACUGCUACCGCUGUGGAAACCAGGCGGCCAUCAUGGAACUGGACGACACUCUGAAAUAUUCUUUGUAAGUAUGAAGAAUGCGUUCACAU
Molecule: messenger RNA, 1074 nt
Organism: Pundamilia nyererei
Lineage: Eukaryota; Metazoa; Chordata; Actinopteri; Cichliformes; Cichlidae
Product: serine/threonine-protein phosphatase 2A catalytic subunit beta isoform-like
Exons: 8
Coding region: 1-1053 (350 amino acids)
Molecular function (GO): protein serine/threonine phosphatase activity
Source: RefSeq, a predicted model, not a curated record